AGUCACUUUGCGCGAAAGGCAGUCGGCUAUCUCCGUGCAAUUCAGCUCAGUUAAGUGGGAAAGAAUUCCGAGUGUUCAUCUUUGAAGACCGUAGCAUCCUUGAAAGACCGCCGACGAAGCCGCCUAGCGGUCAACUGCAAUCGCCUAGCGCUGUUUGUUUCUUGAUAUUUGUGCGCUACCUAUCCUCGCUGUAGUUGUGUACGUAGUCGCCGGCGAUGCCUUGCUUACACAUAGCGCGGCCGCCUACUGUCUCACAGAGGUGCAUUCCUUUCAGGGAUGCGCGUCGGGGAUGCACUACGCACAGCGCGAACCAAGGUGUCAGAGGAUUUUCGACUUUGAUGAUGAUAACGAGCUGGAUCCGGAGCAGCUCGCGGCGUCCAGUAGCUGGGCGACGAAGCAGCUCAGGCCGAUCGACUCCGAAGAGGCGCGUGCCGUGAACGUGUAUCCAUACUUCAAGCCCACGAAUGGGCAAGGCCUUACUUGGCCGCGUGGAUUUCCUCAGCUAUGGUAGACUGCAGUAGCGCUCCCGCCCCCCCUUCUUGAACUUAAUUUUGGCAGAAAAGCUGUAGUUGAUAAGGUAAGGCGCAUAGAGUGCAGAAAGACAAGGGAGGCAAGAAGCGCCGCGCUUAUCUCCAUGCCGCUCCAUACGGUCCACGCGUCUCAUGCCAUGCUGCUGCCAAAAGCCUAGAAGAAGCGGGCUGCCCCGUUCGUCAUUCUGAGUGGCCGGCUGCUGCUCGCUUUUUUUGUCCCCGCUUCCGUGAUUUUGGGAGCGUGGGGGGGAGGGGGGUGCGUGCGUGUGCGUCGGUGGUGCGCAAAGCAAAAGGCGCCCUCGCCCUUUUCGUCUGUUUUGGAGGCCGAGGGGCUGCCCCGUGCCAUGGGUGGCAAGAGGUCAGCGGAAGCACUUGGAGGCGGCCUCGUGCCGGGAAGGGUCGUCAGGUAUACGAACUAGGCCCGUCGGCUUCGCGGGUUCUCGGUCAGCAACCAAGCGCCUUACGGCCUGGAGGCUUUUCGCCAUGGUCCGCCGUCGAUCGGUCCGCCGUCGUUGGCUCUAGCCAAACAUACACCAGGGACCAGACUUGGCGUGGGGAAGUUCGUUUUCGUUAAUUUUUCGCCAGUGGCCUGGCGGCCAAAUCAACUGCCCGCGCAUUUUCUCGCGGGGUCGCUUUGUGUCGUCUUCGGGUGGCGUCAUUCGUGUUUGUACGUCAUCGGCCUCCCUGUCUCAUGGCUCGGGCGCCCUUCGUGGCUUUUGGUUGGAAUGUUUUUAGCUGAUAACUGAUGGCGAGCGCCUGCGCGCGACCCUUCAUAGCAGCACCUGAUACGAGACGCUAGCACACAUGAGCUUGAGGAGCUUGCUGUCCCACUCGUAAACGAUUCCCAUUUAGCCGUGAUCCAGUCCCUCGCAAAUGUCGACCCUGACGUUGACGCGGUUUAUAGGCAAACACACGAGGCCCCGUCGUUUUCUUUUCAGAGAGAGCGCGUGAAACUCGGCUUGGGUGCAGGGUACGUUGCGCCAUGGAACGCGCAGGCCACUCUGGUCAUGCCUCCAGCCUUUUUCGGGUUGCUGCUUCCGGCGUCAGUGUCUGGGCGUGUCAGUGACAUCUGGCGGAGCUACAUUACCACAAGAUUGUUGUGGGCAACCAAAUGGCGCGUGGGUAUAUGCUCGCCUAUGGUAACACAGUACCGGAAUCCACACCUGUUCUCCCAGGAUUUUGAAGAUGAGCUCAAAUUGUACCUUCAUGGGGAUUCCUUCGUGGAAAGCCUGCUCGGGUGGAAUUUCGAGUUCGCCCCCUCGACUUCGAGAAGAGAGACGCGCGCGCCCUCCUUGCGUUCAGCAUACCUCAGUGUGAUGCAGAUGCUCGCGCGGAAAAACUUCUUAAGCCUGUCCGAUGUCGAUCUAGCUGGGGCUUGGGUUACGGAUCUGGAGCAUGUGGGCUGGAAGUGGCCAGAAGUCACUGCCAACCUCUCCAGUUGGAAAAUUGCCGCUGAGGAUGUUGUGGACCGCCGGCGGAUAGAGUGGCGAGCCCCCGAUCGACGGCUUCUCAGCAUGUCAC
This is a messenger RNA of Amoebophrya sp. A25, 2051 nucleotides long. NCBI's taxonomy places the organism in Eukaryota, Dinophyceae, Syndiniales, Amoebophryaceae. The record is from the annotation of a GenBank genome assembly.